Molecule: messenger RNA, 1702 nt
Organism: Prosopis cineraria
Lineage: Eukaryota; Viridiplantae; Streptophyta; Magnoliopsida; Fabales; Fabaceae
Product: anthranilate phosphoribosyltransferase, chloroplastic-like
Biological process (GO): L-tryptophan biosynthetic process
Cellular component (GO): cytosol
Molecular function (GO): anthranilate phosphoribosyltransferase activity
Source: RefSeq, a predicted model, not a curated record
UAAGGCUUUCAUUCCUCUCCCAGCGGACAGAGAAGAAGAAGAAGAAGUUCAUUUCUCAAUCCAGUUGCAAGCGUAAAUUCAGAAUCUUUUGGUACUAAUAAGUCAUAACCCGUAUCUUUUCAAUGUCGCAUCCUCCGAUCCUUGCGGUUUUCAAGUUGACUGGGUUUUGAAUUGUGUAAUUUGAUAUUUUGAUUUUCUAUUGGACAAGUUUGUUCGACCCAAAAUAGGCAUCAAAGAACUGGAACUGCAAAUAUGAAUACUGUAAUGUAAUUCACAGUUUUAUGCUCACUAAUAGUCAUCUAAACAAAAUCAUAGUAUUCUCUCCUCCAUUACCAAGCUAGCUUAUGGCAACGGCAAGAGCUCUAUUUCCUUUUUCCACAGUUUUUCUUUCAUCCUCUACUCAUCUACUUUUCUCUUCCACCCUAAACCCCCCAAGUUUUUCAUUCGCUCCAAUCAUCAAGCAAAGGAGCUUUGCCAUUGCAGCUCAGAAUGCACGCACCCCGAUCAAUUCGGUCCACGAGCUGAUCAAGUCGUUGAUUAGUCGUGUUGAUUUAACGGAAGCCGAACCCGAAGCCGAAGCAUCUCUUGAAUUCUUAUUGAAUGAAGCGGAUGAAGCGCUGAUCAGCGCUUUUCUUGUGCUUUUGAGAGCCAAAGGGGAAACUUUUGAAGAAGUUAGCUGCUUUAUGCUCCUCGCGUGAUAAGAAAUGCGAGAGCGAUGAUGAAACGUGCCAGGAGGGUUGAAGGUUUAGUUGAUGCCGUAGACAUUGUUGGAAGUGGAGGUGAUGGAGCAAACACUGGCAACAUAUCAACUGAAGCUUCAAUACUUGCUGCAGCCUGUGGUGCCAAAGUUGCAAAGCAAGGAAACGGCUCAAUUUCUUCUGCGUGUGGAAGUGCUGAUGUAUUAGAAGCAUUGGGCGUGACUAUCGACUUAGAUCCUCUGGGGGUAACGAGGUGUGUGAACAAAGGUGGAAUUGGCUUUAUGAUGUCUCCGAAAUACCACCCAGCUAUGAAGAUUGUUAGUCCUGUUAGAAAAAAGCUAAAAGUAAAAACUGCAUUCAAUGUAUUGGGUCCCAUGUUAAAUCCAGCCCGGGUACCUUUUGCAGUUGUUGGAGUAUUUUCGGAAGGCUUGGUCUUCAAAAUGGAAGCACUACAAACAUUUGGCAUGAAAAGAACUCUAGUUGUGCACUCUGAAAGUUUAGAUGAUAUGAGUUCUCUUGUGGAAUUCGGCAUUCUUCGGCGCAAUCUAGAGAGCCUGAAAGGUUGUGGCCCAGAUUACAAUGCCGAGAUUCUGAAGCGCGUUCUUGCUGGAGAGAGGGGGCCCUUAGCCGUUGCUUUGAUUCUGAAUGCUGCAGCAGCUCUCAUGGUCGGCGGCUGCGUGAGGAACCUAGCAGAAGGAGUGUCUGUGGCUCGUGAAACACAGCAAUCAGGAAAGGCCCUCAAAACUCUCAACUUGUGGAAAGAUAUAUCAAUUAAAUAUAAAGAGGAUUCCGCCUUGGAAUAUGCUUAAAUCUUCUAACAAGGGCCUGUUUGUCCUUUUGCUGUAUGCAUACGAGUGCCAUUUGUGUCAUGGCUUGUUCAAGUAAUAAUCCACUGAAAAAGUUUUCGAAUGGUUAGAAGGAUUGGAACUUUGUAGUCUGUUCACAGGAAUCAUUUCUCAAAUUUGAUCCUGUGGACAAAUAUCAUGCAUGGCAUUUUAUGUCCA